UAAAUUACCAAUUAUUCGAAUAAUAUUGGAACACGAUGUUCCUAAAGAAUAUUAUUUUAGUUUCUUUGUGCGUUGGUCUCAGCCAUGGCGUGGUUUACGAUUAUUUUACGGGACAACCUGCGUCAGAGGAACAAUUGAAUAAUUAUGAAGAACUGGGUGUCACUGAUACCUGCACAAUAGAAAUCGAACCUUGUGCUGAAAAUGAACGAAGUCGAGUAGACGGGUCUUGUAACAACCUGAACAGUCCAGCUAGAGGAACCUAUUUCUCGCCUCUGGUUAGAGUACUGCCUCCAAUUUACUAUAAUGGUUACUUCGCCAGAAAGGCCGUAUCUGGAAAUGAACUACCUUUGGCCAGAAAAGUCCGGGUAGACUUGUUGAAACAAGGAAACUCUAACCAUCCCCUUUUCAACCAAAAUGUCCCAGGAUUUUUCGUAUUCGUAUCCAAUGAUGUGGGGUCAUUUCAUGACGUCAAAAAUAUGAUAGGGGCUACAAAUUAUUGUUGUGUGAAGGAACAUAUGAAUGAUUACGCAUGUACUCCAAAUAUUAUACCUGAUGAUGACCCUGUGCAUAUGUUCUCCAAUAUCAGGUGCAUGAACAGCACUAGACCACUAACCUAUCAGGACUACAACUGCACUAACGAACCUGUGCCUGCUCCAAUAAAACAAGCCACAACUCAAUUUGAUAAUUCUCAAAUAUAUAACACUAACAACAAAGGAGAUAAGGCGAUAAGAUCGUUCCAAAAAGGACAACUGGCUGUCGAAGAAGAAGAUGGAAAGCUUUUCCCUCCAAAUGGACCUAACGUCACUUGUAUCAAUAAUGUUGGAAACGAGACCAGGUGCUUUGAAAACUACAUAAACGCAUUAAUGUCGAUAAGUUUGUUCACUAUAUGGUUCGUGAGACACCACAACUACAUAGCUAGUCAGUUAGCUGAGGUCAAUCCAUGCUGGGACGAUGACAUGCUGUUUGGAGCUGCAAGAGACAUUAAUAUUGCUUUCACUCAGCAAAUUCAUCUGUAUGAGUGGAUGGUGGCUUUACAAGGUCGCGAAAAUCUCAUAAAAGCUGGUGUUAUAACUGCGGAUGGUGGAUUCAGAGAUUUGUAUGACAAAAAUAAUUAUCCUCAAGUGACAUUGGAAUACGAUUUUGCUAUACGGUGGUUCCAUCUCACGCAACCAUCGAGAGCUAAGUUGUAUGACAAAAACGGUACGCAUAUCACAGACUACCCAAUAGUCAACGCUACAUUCAGACCGGGUCUGUUAGCCAAAGACAACAAUAUGGAAUAUUUUGCUCAGAGCACAUUCAGAGCUCCUUGCAGCCACGCCGAUGGCAGUAUCGAAGCUGACCUGGCUAACAAUGGUGCUCCAGGGGUUCAGUUAAGCAUUGAUAUUCCAGCUGGUGAUGUGAACAAGGGUCGUAACUUAGGAAUACGUCCUUACAUUGAUUAUGUCAAGCACUUCUUGGGGCUCAACAUUACUAGCUUUGAAGAUCUGGCUGAGCUCAUACCGAACGAUAAACUUCUAAUAAUGCAAGAUUUGUAUGAAGACGUCAGAGAUAUUGAUUUGAUAGCUGGUCUUUGGGUUGAGAAGAAGAUGGAGGGGGGUCACAUGCCUCUUCUUCUUGCUAAAAUUAUAAACGAAAACGUUUUAAGGUCUAUAAGGAGUGACCGGCAUUGGUAUGAGAGACCCAACAGACCGUUUGCUUUUAAUUUGGCUCAACUGUUAGAGAUAAGGAAAGCAAACUUGGCAUCGUUAUUGUGCAAUGUUGGUGAUGGCAUCAUUCAAAUACCUAAGCAAGCUUUCCUCAAUAUUUCUCCUCUGAAUCCAUUGGUGAGUUGCAAUGAAAUACCGAACAUCGACUACAGUGCUUGGUCGGAUCCAUCUUGCAAUAGCAACACUAUUUAAUUUCUACAACAGGCUGUAUCAGUAAAAAACACAAUAAAUGCUUCCUUAAUUAAAAAGCAUAUUAUAAAAUUAAAUACAUAGUUGACGAUAAAGAUAUAUGGCGCUAACUGAUCUGUGCAUGUGUGACUUCCCUGGCAAUUAUUGCAAUUAUCCUUCUUGCGGACUAGAUUUUCCAGCAUUUUUUUUUGGAUUGUAUAGAUUUGCAGCUUACCUUGCAUUUGCAUUGUAUAUCUUUAUCAGCGUACAUUUGUUAUGUAAUCGAGUCUUUGUGAACAUAUUAUCUUCUUAAAAAAUGUUUCUAUGGAGUUUCUUGCCGGCUCUUCUCCAUGAAACCAACUUUUUGGAACCGUGCAACUAGAGUGACAUUUCAUAGGCGCCUGCAAAGGCCUAUUUGAAAUAAAAACAUUUGACUUAGAUCUGAAAACUGAAAAUAUCGAUAUGGUCAGAUGAUUAACAGUUUAUGAAUUUUUAUUUUGUCAAUUUAAUAAAAUGUCUUUGUUCCUAUA
Messenger RNA from Helicoverpa armigera (cotton bollworm), 2404 nucleotides. Its product is annotated as peroxidase-like. Gene Ontology annotation, molecular function: heme binding; peroxidase activity. The transcript is spliced from 12 exons. The record is from RefSeq and is a predicted model, not a curated record. The coding region runs from base 36 to 1898 and encodes 620 amino acids. Lineage: Eukaryota; Metazoa; Arthropoda; Insecta; Lepidoptera; Noctuidae. Gene Ontology annotation, biological process: response to oxidative stress.